Molecule: messenger RNA, 1204 nt
Organism: Caenorhabditis angaria
Lineage: Eukaryota; Metazoa; Nematoda; Chromadorea; Rhabditida; Rhabditidae
Source: the annotation of a GenBank genome assembly
AUGGAGGAAGCGAAAGAUUUGAUGCGAGAAUUAUUUGCGGGGCUCGAAUUCAGUGAGGUGAGAUUUUUGAUUUUGAAAAUCAUUCAGUUCAAAAUGAAAUAUUUAUGAGUGCGUGGUUAACACUUGAUUUAUUUUCAAGUUUACAAAAAACAGUGGCAAGAUCCUGAUUAUAUCGAACAAAUUCCGAUGAUUAAAGUUUUUUAAACCAAAAAAACAUUUUCUCAACGCUGAAACGGUGGAGAAAAUGUAUUUUCUACGCAUUUCUCCUGUUUUCUCAGCCUUUCGAGAAAAUAAUUCACACCUCGGCCAAAAUCGUGGUUUCCACAAUAAAAAAUUGUACGCUAACUUUUUACAGUACAAAAAUUGUGAAUUUUUCAGUUUUUGUCCUCUAAAAAUUGUGAUUUUUCAAUUUUUGACCUCUAAAAACUGAAAUUCAGAUUUUUCAAAAAAUUGUACUCUGGCCAGCCACGGCUUGGCCGAGGUGUGAAAUAAUUGAAUAGCCCCAUAAUUUUAUUCCCAUAUUAAUCUUCACAGACACAUUUCUUAAUCUAAUAAAUUAUCGUACGAAAAUAUGAUUAUUAUUUCUUUUUUAGUCGCAAGAACUUGUUCAAUGGGCAUCUGAAUAUUUGACAAACACUCCACCGACCACAAUUUCGAAGGAUAAAAAAUUGGAGAAACUUCGGAAAAAGCAACAACAGAAGUUUGAAUCGAUUGCAACGGAUUUGAAGCAGCAGGUAUUUUUUGUUUAAUUAAGGCAGCAAAAUUAAUUAUGUAAUAUUUUGAAACAACAAAAAUGACGUAAUUGUGAUUUCUUUGAUUUUUCUUUCAGUAUUCAAGCAAACUAAAAUAGUUAAAAAUCAUGAUGCUUGAAAGUGAAGAAUUUCUAAUAUUUUCAAUUCAUAUUUUGGGAAUAACUGCAAUUCCAGUUCAUCUUUUCGGAACUUUUUGUAUUGUUUUCCAUACUCCAGUAACUAUGAAAUCUGUAAAAUGGGCAAUGUUUUAUUUACAUUUUUGGAGUGUUGUAUGGGAUAUUUAUUUGAGUAUUGUAUACUUGCCAUUUAUUAUAUUCCCAUUUGCCGCGGGUUAUACAUUGGGAUAUGUAUCUCCAAAUUUUCUUAAUUUUUCACAGCAAUCUUAUAUUGCUGUUUCGCUUCUUGGUCUAAUUGGAUGUGCAAAUGUUGUGUUUUUCAAAAAAUCGAUAUAA